AUGGAAGAGAAGGCCACAACAUUGCUUUUUCACUGCGAUUACUGUGGGUUCGGAGCCCUAAGCAAGACGGGGCUCUUAUCCCACAUUCGUGCCAAGCAUCGUUCCCCAGAAGAACCGCCACGAGCAGUGACACCACGGCCCACAUUAUAUUGCCCAAUAUGUCUCAGACCCAUGGGCAACGCUGGAGGACUGGCAAGCCACAUGAAAUACAAGCACCCCGGCGAACAGAAUACUAGAGCACAAGACCCAAACACAAGCACACCAAAACUCCCCAAGAGAGAGAGAGAGGACCCCCCUACCUUGCACGCCACUCCUAUAAAGCAGGAAAAAGAUGAAGCAGAAUUGCCCCAUCCUAAAAAGCGUAUGAGAACGGAGGCUUCUUCCCCGACGGACGGGCAGCUAAAGAACGAGGGAGCCGCCCCCCUACCGCCCGAGCGGCGGAGAGAGAUACAAUGCUUGGUGUGUUUGAAAUGGUUCGCUUCUCUUGAAUCCGUUCGACCGCACUGCCGCCGCUAUCAUGAGGGCCACGGGGUUCCUGUAACGGUAAAACGCCGGCGGCUCCAUGAGGAUGCUCCUGAUGACUUGACUCUGUCUGCCUUCUCGUGCCCCCCGUGCGGAUUCCAGUGCCACAGCAAACAUGGACUCACAAGGCACCGUAUAGCCAGCCAUGGAUUCAGGCCGGGCGUAGUGAAACCUAACCAACAUGGACAGUGUGAAGAGACGGGCAUGCACCUAUUGAGCUGCCCCGUAUUAAAGAGUCUACGCUGUCACUUUGGGGUGGAUGAGGGCGACAUGUGGAAGUUAUGCUUCAUGAAGGAGUUCGCCACAUACCUGCUGGAAGUGAAAAGGCUUUGUCCCCAACGGCCUUCCCCAAUAAAACAGAUGCCAACCAUAUAG
Trypanosoma grayi is the source of this 897-nucleotide messenger RNA. Its product is annotated as Tbingi protein. Lineage: Eukaryota; Euglenozoa; Kinetoplastea; Trypanosomatida; Trypanosomatidae. The transcript has a single exon. Bases 1 to 897 code for a protein of 298 amino acids. The record is from RefSeq and is a predicted model, not a curated record.